Messenger RNA from Manduca sexta (tobacco hornworm), 2866 nucleotides. It is a transcript of the gene NGR-A15, whose product is annotated as neuropeptide CCHamide-1 receptor. The coding region runs from base 341 to 1486 and encodes 381 amino acids. The record is from RefSeq and is a predicted model, not a curated record. Lineage: Eukaryota; Metazoa; Arthropoda; Insecta; Lepidoptera; Sphingidae. The transcript has 9 exons. Gene Ontology annotation, cellular component: membrane. Gene Ontology annotation, biological process: G protein-coupled receptor signaling pathway. Gene Ontology annotation, molecular function: G protein-coupled peptide receptor activity.
GCGAGCGACGGCCGACUGAGUCUCCACGAACGCGCCCGAAGUUUCCGCGACUUGUGUUCCAUUUUCAAAAGUAUUUAUGGGUUUAUUUUUUUCGUUGUCACCAGUGCGAAAGUUAAACUUUUAAAUUUCGAAUGUAAAAUGUUUAAAAUGAAUGUAACGUAAUAAAACUUGAGUUCAUCUAAAUUCAGUGCAAGUGUUAACGAGACGAGUGAUAUUAAACUUUGCGGAAGAUAAGUACGUGUCGGUUGAAAAGUUUUGUGUUAAUUUAAUUACUGAGUGCAAGAUCUCUUUACUUAAGUGCUGGUUCGUGUAUUUUCUCUACGUAUUCAUAAUAUGCACCAUGGAAACCUCCAACAUCACACAGGAGAAUGGCACAGAGAACUACCAGCCGUACUACGAACGGCCAGAGACGUAUAUAGUGCCCAUCAUCUUUGCGCUGAUCUUCGUCAUCGGCGUCGUCGGGAACGGAACCCUGGUGGCCGUCUUCGUCAGGCAUAAAGCCAUGAGGAAUGUUCCUAACACGUACAUCCUAUCCCUUGCUCUUGCUGACCUGCUGGUCAUCAUUACCUGCGUGCCCUUCACUUCGAUCGUAUACACUGUGGAGUCAUGGCCGUGGGGUGCAACCGUCUGCCGCGUGUCAGAAGUCGCGAAGGACGUCAGCAUUGGAGUGUCGGUGUUUACUCUAACAGCCCUAUCUGCUGAUCGGUACUUCGCUAUUGUCGACCCAUUGAGGAAGUUGCAUGCUACAGGAGGCAGUAAGCGAGCAACACGGCUGACUAUAGCAACAGCCAUUGGUAUUUGGAUUCUGGCAGCGCUGUUAGCUACUCCUGCAUACAUGGGCUCAUAUUUAAGAGGCUUUGUUGUCAACCCUACUACACAGAUCCUGGUAUGUUACCCAUACCCAGUGGAGUGGGGGAUAAACUAUCCAAAGAUAAUGGUGCUGAUGAGGUUCCUGGUGUACUACUCCUUGCCGCUGCUCGUCAUAGCGGUGUUCUACAUACUGAUGGCGCGCCACCUGGUGUUGAGCACACAAAACGUCCCAGGAGAAAUGCAGGGGACUCAAAGACAGAUGCGAGCGCGGAGGAAAGUUGCUGUAACAGUUCUAGCGUUUGUACUAGUAUUUGCUGCUUGCUUCCUUCCCUCACACGUUUUCAUGUUGUGGUUUUAUUUCUGCCCAACAGCACAAGAAGAUUACAACGGUUGGUGGCACGGUCUACGCAUCAUUGGGUUCUGCCUAUCCUUCCUCAACAGCUGCGUCAAUCCAAUAGCUUUGUACUGUACUAGCGGCAUAUUCAGAAAACAUUUUAAUAGGUACCUUCUAUGCCGAGGUACCUCUACUCAUGGCACAAGAAGCUCAAUGUCCCUCUCAACCUCCAGGAGAUUGCAUUCGAGCAGAAAAACCAACAUCAGCAUGGUACCUCGGACGACAAGUGUUGGCCGCGACAGCAGCAUCAGGUUGCUGAAUAACGGCUCGUCCAAGCUCUGAGUACGGUGUCACGGCCCGAACACAACGGCCAAUAACAACCAAGAGCGUCUCAAACAGAACUACAGCAAGUCCUUCGUGUACAAAGCUGAACCGACAGCACCCUUCCCCAAGUGUUGUGAGAAGGAAAACGGUUGUAAGAAUACAGACUCUAAUGCCGAAGGUCGAGACGUCAGUAGCACCGAGAGUUUCUACUUGACCGUGGACAAUUUUCAUUCCUGUUAAGUCAGAAUUGAUAAAUUGUAUAAAAUUACGAGUUAAGUUCAGCUUACCGUCUAUAAAUAGGUGGUGAAACGAAUAUUUAUAAGACCUGUAACAUACCAAAAAUUAACAGUUCCUUGAUUAAAAUUAAGUUAAUACAUUUUUAGGUCGUAAUGCCGAAGUUAUAGAGUUAAUUAAACAUAAUUUACUUGAGUUUCUAAUUAUAAAAUAUUCUAAUAAUCGUAGAUAAUUAAUAAAGUAGGAGUUUAAUUAAUUUGUUUUAGUUUUAUACAAUAUUCUAAUUUUAUUUAUUCCUUUUUUUAACUGUGAAUGUUUCGUCUCUUUUGCUCUAAAUCUUUUGAAGGAAACAGCAUGACAUAAAAUCACAACAGUAACUAGCAAUUAGUUUCUGCGACAUAUUAUCAAAAUUAUGAACAUCCCUCUUUACUUUAACCUACGUUUUCUUGCCUGAGUUUAGGAACUCCCUAACACAGAGCUGUUGCUACACACCUAAUUUCUUAGCUGCUGAGAAUAAUCACCUAUAAACAAUCACCAUGACUAAGUUACUAAUAGAUUACUGUUAAAUGUUCCGAUACUAGAAGUUCUGCUUGAGGGUACAAUGCUCUAGUAUAAACACAUAUUAUAAAAAUAAUUUAUUUCGUUGGACCCAUAAUCAUAAUUCGAGGGAUGACUGGCUAUUUGUUUUAAACGAUAUUUUUUUUCAAUGAUACAUUAUGUGUCGUACGAAUUUGCCUCAUUUUUACUGUUUUAUGGAUUGUUUAAAAUGGUGUCUUUAUUAUUACUUGGUGUCUUUUUGUUUUAUAUCUGCUAUUAUUGCUCGACAUUGCCAAAAUCACCGAUAAAUAAAUGGUGGAAGCCAUAAUAUAAAAGUAGAAUAUUUUUAUCAAUUACAUGCAAGCAUGAACUGGCGUGUAUUUAAAUAGUACUAACAAUAUCGACUGUAUUGAAAUAAAACUAUGUUACUGAUUUUAUUGCGGCUAUUUACAGCCUUCAUCGUCACGGGGCGACUACGAAGACCGUAGAUAAAAUAGUUUUAUUUCAAUGUCUAAUCUAUUCGCGUAAACAUAAGAAAUUAUACCGACUGUAAACUCAAUGUCACCAAAAAGCCGCAUAAACUAAUUAGCCUUUCACCCCUCAAUAUAGAAAUACGAUAAAGGCAAA